Messenger RNA from Suillus bovinus, 1918 nucleotides. RefSeq lists its product as uncharacterized. The coding region runs from base 116 to 1801 and encodes 561 amino acids. The transcript has 7 exons. NCBI's taxonomy places the organism in Eukaryota, Fungi, Basidiomycota, Agaricomycetes, Boletales, Suillaceae. The record is from RefSeq and is a predicted model, not a curated record.
AAUUACCUGAGAUCUCUUAGCCUCACACCAUAUAGCAAGUAACCACAUAUCUUUGUCCCCAAGCCUUGCUCUUUCAAAUUUGAUUACUUAACUUUCUGCCAUUGCUUUCUACAUCAUGAAACAAUGGGCAAGGAUGUAUGACACAUCACUAAUGACACACCAAUCUGUAGCCACACAUGCAGGCCCACAUGGACAGACUCUCACUGGAGGUAUCAAUUUCACGCUGGCAGGUAUUUUCCCCAAAGACUCAGGUUCCGAGUUCACACAUAAAAAGAUGAUGCCUUCAUCAGUCUCGCCUCCUCCAAGUCCAAAUAAAGCAGUCCCUCGACUAUCUCGAGGUGCGAUCCUAGUAGACGGAGGUACCAUACAGCUUGAACACCAUGAUCUUCCUUCAUGGACACCACUGGUUGUUUCAGAUAGCGAAGGUGGUAUGGAUGAGGUCCCUUUAGGUAUGGAGGACUCAAAAGGCCCACCUUCGAAUGCGAGAAAAAUGCUAUCGCAAAAAUGCAAAACAAGUCCAGACCAUAUCCCUCCGAUUGCAAUGCCCCAACGAGAAGUCCAGCAGGCAUCUUCGCAAAUUUCAGGCAUCUACUUUCCGGCAAAGGAUUCUCGCGGUUCCCAAAGUUUGCAGGAGAUACUACAAGCAACAUUCAGCGCGAAUGGUUCAUACAAUAUCUCGCCGCCAGUCGCACCUAUCGAUAGCGAGGGGAGCAGCGCCGACAUGCAAACAGUGAUUUAUAGCAAAAAACGCCGCCAGAUUCAGAACACUCGCAGAAGCACGAGUCAGGAAAGUUCAGAGGCUGUUGCAGCAGUCGGUGCUCCAAUAUCCAAAGUCACUACAGCGGUUCCGACCAUAGCUCGUCGAAAAGCUGCUCCCGCAAUUCCUUACGAAUCUAUGCAAAAGGUUAUUAAUGCUGCAUUGGACACUCGGGUAGUCACAAUCGCUUGGCGUCGUCGGUGUCAUGCCGCAAGGCACGGCACUGACGAAAAGUCGCAGGACAGGACUUCGAGGACGAAGUGCUUUCCUUUUGAAGACGCUAUUUUUGACUUCAAUGUUUCAACCUCCGUACAUCAGAGAGAUCACCACAGUAAAAUCAAGUCGGGGCUAGUUUCAGUCGAGGAUGAACAUCAUGCCUUGCCACGCAAAUUUACGCGGAUGCUGGACAGUGUUCAAGCUACCGCACUUCCGCAGCAAUCUAAAGGGGAUGGAUUCAACGAACGACUCGAUGCAUUGUUCGGACGCAGAGACAUACCUCACUCGCCUGACGGAUUAAUUUCUCGCGACACUGUAGAAUCGGCGUCUGUCUUCGGCGUGCCAGUGCGCGAGGUUGCAGCAAGCAAAGAACACAGCCCUGUGUCAUCCAAUGAUUCAAGAAUAUCCAUUGACACGUCGCUCUUGCAAAGCACCAAAGCCACAAGCAUUUCUGGGCGAAAAGAUGUCUCUCGAAAGAGAGCUUAUACGGAGAUCCACCUCGAGGAUGAACCUGUUCGAAAGAAGCAUGAAAUUGAGACCGCAGGAGACCAGGUGUCCAAAUGGAUUACGGCAUUACAACGACUUGUUAAAGGAAAGACAAAGAUUGGCCAUGAGGGCAUGGAGGAUUUGAGCACAAUCCUGGCUGAGAUAGAGUCUGUGUACCCGUACCUAGAUCCCAAACUUGCACGGGUCACUUGUCUUCAAGACAUCUUACAGCAGCUAGCGCAGUUGGAGGAUAUCCCAUUCGGAGACGAACAUGACCUUCGCCGUCGCACAGGUGGCAUUAUUGCAAAAUGGCCGAGAUUUAAAUCUUCACUGACAAAUUGAUGGGAAUAUUUCAAGUGGUUUUUGGUGCAUUGCGUACAUUACCUGGAGGCAAUCUUUUAUACCCAAGUACAGAACACAUACAAUGUUUGGUGGUAUUCAUGAAAUUUUGUUAGUAGC